AUGGGAGAUCAAGUGGAGGCCAUUAGUGUGGAUAAGAGGAUUAACAACAACGAGGAGUCUGAGGUAGUGAGGAAGGGACCGUGGACCAUGGAGGAGGACCUCAUACUCAUCAACUACAUAGCCAUUCAUGGUGAGGGGGUUUGGAACAAUCUCGCUCGAUCGGCAGGUCUUAAGAGAACUGGAAAGAGCUGCCGGCUUCGGUGGCUGAAUUACCUCCGCCCAGACGUCCGCCGUGGGAACAUCACGCCUGAAGAACAGUUGCUGAUCAUGGAUCUCCAUUCAAGGUGGGGAAACAGGUGGUCCAAAAUUGCGAGGCAACUCCCAGGUAGGACUGAUAAUGAGAUAAAAAACUAUUGGAGAACAAGAAUCCAGAAGAAAGUUAAAGAUGGUGAACCAGUCGAUUGCUCGAGCCAAAUAGUGAAUGAUGAAGGUAGCUCUAGCCAUGCCGGCGGCCUUGAGGAAGCCAUGGCGGCACAGCCAAGCUAUCCCAUUUAUUCAGAUAUUGCCAAUCCUCACGAAGCUUAUGUUCCAGCUGCCUACAGUGGAAGUAUUAAUACUAGCGAGACUUAUUUGAGUGCUGAGGAUUUCUGGGCCGUACAAUCUCUGAAUGGGUUAUAGAUCUGGA
Molecule: messenger RNA, 625 nt
Organism: Dendrobium catenatum
Lineage: Eukaryota; Viridiplantae; Streptophyta; Magnoliopsida; Asparagales; Orchidaceae
Product: myb-related protein 305-like
Exons: 3
Coding region: 1-618 (205 amino acids)
Biological process (GO): regulation of DNA-templated transcription
Cellular component (GO): nucleus
Molecular function (GO): DNA-binding transcription factor activity; sequence-specific DNA binding
Source: RefSeq, a predicted model, not a curated record